UGAACAAAAUCAUCAGGAGAAAAGUAGGGAGAAAAGAAAAAGAAAAAUCCAAUUCUCCUUCGUCAUUUCCCCAUUUCCCAAGUGCCGAUACACACAAUAAUCCCAAUUCCCAAGCAUUAAUUUUUCCAAUUUUUUUUAGCCCUUUAUGGGAUAGUCAUAAAUUGUUGAGAAAAACUAUGAACAAGUCCAAGAAUUUUCUUCAAACCUACAUCGUUAAGCUCUUCAGAUCCCACUCAAACAAAGAGGGACAAGGUGAAAAGGAGCUGGAGCAGAUAGCGGCACAGGAACAGAAAGUCUUCGCCUUUGAAACUUUGGUUGCUGCUACCAGGGAUUUUCACGCCACUCAUAAGCUCGGUGAAGGUGGUUUCGGACCCGUUUACAAGGGAAAGUUGAAUGAUGGUAGAGAGAUUGCAGUUAAGAGGUUGUCACACACCUCAAACCAAGGGAGGAAAGAGUUCAUGAAUGAAGCCAAGUUGCUAGCACGCGUGCAGCACCGGAACGUCGUGAAUUUGUUGGGCUACUGUGUGCACGGCUCUGAGAAACUACUUGUCUAUGAGUAUGUUCCUCAUGAGAGCCUUGACAAGCUUCUCUUCAAGUCCAACAAAAGAGAGGAGCUUGAUUGGAAACGGCGAUACGACAUAAUAUGUGGGGUUGCGAGGGGCUUGCUUUACCUUCACGAAGACUCGCACAACUGCAUCAUCCACCGAGACAUCAAAGCGAGCAACAUUCUACUUGAUGACAAGUGGAUCCCCAAGAUUGCUGAUUUCGGCAUGGCCCGCCUCUUCCCCGAAGAUCAGACGCAUGUUAACACCCGUGUGGCUGGUACCAAUGGGUACAUGGCUCCGGAGUAUGUCAUGCAUGGGCAUCUAUCGGUAAAGGCGGAUGUUUUUAGCUUUGGCGUUUUGGUGCUGGAGCUGAUCAGUGGCCAGCGGAACUCAUCGUUUAAUCUUAGUGUCGAUGCGCAGAGUCUACUUGAUUGGGCAUACAAGCUUUACAAAAAAGGGAAGAGCUUGGAUAUUCUUGAUGCAGUAUUGGCUCCAACGGCAGUGACUGAACAAGUAGCAAUGUGUAUUCAAAUAGGUUUGCUAUGCACACAAGGUGAUCCAACCCUCCGACCAACAAUGCAUCGCGUGGUGGUGAUUCUGUCCAAGAAACCUAGCAAUCUAGAAGAGCCGACUAGACCUGGAGUGGCUGGUACCAGAUACAGAAGGUCUAGGCGACCCGGAGCGCUGUCUUCUACUGCAGGAACUUCUGGUGAAUCGAAUUUGUCCGAUUCGAGCUUUAACACAAACACUGGGACUGGAACAACAUCAAUGUCCCAGCAAAAAAUGAGUACAAAUUCACCACCCCAGCCUAAAACCGGAACAAGUUCAAGAAGCCAUAAAUCGGAUACUCGGGGCAAACGCCCCAUUGAAUAGUUAGUCUCGCUGGUUAAAGGGAAAUUUGGUUUAUUCUUUAAUGGAUUUGAUGUCUUUUUUGGUUCAUGUAUAUAUAGGAAAUGUUGAUAGGUAUAUGAGUAAACUAGUUGACAAACAUAUCCGGUUGAACUUGCAAUUCCUUGGGAAUACAGCAGAAUUGCGUUGCAUGACGCGUCCGAAAAAUAGUUUUUGUGACCUAGAGCGAACGGGUCAAAUUAGUUGGUUCAUGUAAAGAAUUUUAGAUGUUUCUUAAUUCUUAUAGAGUUAAAACAUAAUAUAGAGGACCUGGAAAGGAGAAGCAGUCUCAUGUCGUAGUUACUUUAGGGGUGAUUCAUUGAAUGAAGCAUUUUUUUGUUGGAAUGAAGGCGGUCAUGAUUUUUUUUUU
This is a messenger RNA of Morus notabilis, 1803 nucleotides long. RefSeq names its product putative receptor-like protein kinase At4g00960. Lineage: Eukaryota; Viridiplantae; Streptophyta; Magnoliopsida; Rosales; Moraceae. Gene Ontology annotation, biological process: protein phosphorylation. Gene Ontology annotation, molecular function: ATP binding; protein kinase activity. The coding region runs from base 177 to 1418 and encodes 413 amino acids. The transcript is spliced from 6 exons. The record is from RefSeq and is a predicted model, not a curated record.